Mucor velutinosus is the source of this 1011-nucleotide messenger RNA. RefSeq lists its product as uncharacterized. Lineage: Eukaryota; Fungi; Mucoromycota; Mucoromycetes; Mucorales; Mucoraceae. The transcript has a single exon. The coding region runs from base 1 to 1011 and encodes 336 amino acids. The record is from RefSeq and is a predicted model, not a curated record.
AUGCGAUAUGGCUCCUCCUUGACUGGCCUCCACUGCCUGCUCCCGAUCUUCCGUUCGGUUGAUGCUUUCGCUGUGGAACCGUCUUGGACCGACUGCAUCUUGUCGGUGGAUACCAUGUUGCAGCUACCGAUGAACGUAUUGUUCGACCAAACAACUACCGAUAUCGGUUUCCUAUACCACAAACAGAUUCGUAUGCUGCCUGCUCAUGUCUUCUUAGAGCCUAGUCGUCUCCCGGAUGCGUUGGUGUUCAAACCAAGAACUACUAGUUCCAGCCCUGGUCUUCUUUCCAGAAUGACCACGGCCGUCCGUGCCACCACCAUCCAAUUUUUGCCUACGUUAUGCCCUGAUUCCCUUGUUUCUCCUGCUGGCCCUGAGCCAUUACUUGUCACCGGUGGAGGUGUUGAUCUGUCGCCCUACUAUUGUCACAAGCUCUUCUACCAAGGUAUUCAGAUUCUGUCCAUGUCUGGUACCGAGCUCCGUGCAAUGUACAUGCGCGAUCACCCUCCAAUAACCGACCCUCGGGUGGAUGUAAAUCGACUCACUAUGGCCUCUUCUCUUCAAACGAAAAUGCCUAGUGCACCUCGUAAUCUUUGGUUCCGGUUGAUCCAUAAUAAGGUCUCAUCCAAAGCUAAUGUUAGUCCCAUCUUUAAGCUCCCAGAUGACUUAUGUGUGUACUGUGGCUAUCGUGAGACAACAACUCACAUGCUGUUUACCUGUCCUGCCAACUUGGAAAUUUGGUCCAAUUACUUUGCUCUGAUCUUCGUGCCUCUGGGGUCACUCGACAUGAGCCAAGUUGCCCAAGAUGUCCUGUCCCUCAACCUGUCCUCGUACUGUCUCUUGGACUCGCCUCUCAAGGUCUCCAUCUUUGAAGCAGUAACAUGUGUUUUAACAGCCAUCUGGCGUGUCAAGUGGCGCAAUCAUUAUGAUAACGUUGGCUUUGACAACCAGUCUGUAGUGGACCGUGCCAUGACCAACUUGAGACAAAUAUCGUCUUCAAAUCUAUUCAAAUAA